AUGGCUCGACGAGGCAGAGGUAAAACCAAAAAGAAUAAGCUUCUACUGUCUUCUAACGAGGGAACUAUUCAGGAGCAUGUGGAUGUUGAUAAGGUUGAAAAACGACUCAGGCAAACAGCAUCUGAUCUUAAAUGUGAAGCCUUUUACGGGACAUGGAGAGAUGAGUUGCGAAUGGCAACAUUGGAACUUCAACAACGUUAUCUGAAGAGGAAGGCAGACUCUCAGAGCCUUAAUUGCUCAUCUGGACAAAUGCAGUGUGUGUGUUAUGGGCUGGGAUCCUUCUCCUCUUGUGCAUCGGGGCGCUACCAACUGGCCAUGUUAAUGCUGCUUUUAGAUGCAUUGGAGAUAAGGCCAAGUGACUGUUCAGUCUUUGAUCCUGUAUUUUCUUCUGGGGAGAAAGCUGUUUUAAGUAGAAUAGGACUUACAGUGUUGAUUGAAAAUGAGGAAGGAAAGCGGCAAGCCUUAAAACCCACAUUUUUUUAUUUGAUGCAUUGUGGGAAAGCGCUUUACAACAACCUCCUAUGGAAAAACUGGAGCAAACAACAUCUGACUGAAAUCUUAAUUGUCGGAAACAGUUUCUGUGGCAUGAAAGAAAGGACAAUUGAUAGGGAAUUUAACCGGGACUACAGAUACAUCAGCCAGAUAACAGCUGUAUGUAAAGAAAACCUUCUCCCUUGUCCGUCCCACAUGACCGACGUCUUCAGUGAUACUGCAGUCUUAACUUUUCCAGCCGGAGAUUUGGACAAACUUUCGGAGUCGACUUGGACAAACCCGUCUGAGCCACAGUAUGAAUACUGCAAAGAUUUAGAAAUUGUAUGCAAGGAUAGAACUGAGAUAAUCUAA
Knipowitschia caucasica is the source of this 843-nucleotide messenger RNA. NCBI's taxonomy places the organism in Eukaryota, Metazoa, Chordata, Actinopteri, Gobiiformes, Gobiidae. The record is from the annotation of a GenBank genome assembly.